This is a messenger RNA of Nematolebias whitei (Rio pearlfish), 507 nucleotides long. RefSeq names its product RNA polymerase II subunit J (gene polr2j). The transcript is spliced from 3 exons. The record is from RefSeq and is a predicted model, not a curated record. Gene Ontology annotation, molecular function: DNA binding; protein dimerization activity. Lineage: Eukaryota; Metazoa; Chordata; Actinopteri; Cyprinodontiformes; Rivulidae. Gene Ontology annotation, biological process: transcription by RNA polymerase II. Gene Ontology annotation, cellular component: RNA polymerase II, core complex. Bases 60 to 413 code for a protein of 117 amino acids.
ACCGGAAGUGUUCCGUUCUGAGCGGCGGUUCCGUUCUGGUCGGAGGUUCUGGUGGAAACAUGAACGCGCCUCCAGCCUUCGAGUCGUUUCUUCUGUUUGAAGGAGAGAAGAAGAUCAGCAUCAGCAAAGACACGAAGGUUCCCAACGCCUGUCUCUUCACCUUAAACAAGGAGGACCACACGCUGGGCAACAUCAUCCGCGCGCAGCUGCUGAAGGAUCCUCAGGUUCUGUUCGCUGGUUACAAAGUUCCUCAUCCUCUGGAGCACAAGAUAGUGAUCCGGGUCCAGACCACCCCCGACUACAGUCCCCAGGAAGCAUUCACCAACGCAAUCACAGAUCUGAUCAGCGAGCUGUCGCUGCUCGAGGAACGCUUCAGAGUCGCCAUCAAGGACAAACAAGAAGGCAUUGAGUGACCCCGCCCCCAACUGUGACCUCACUUCCUGUUGCAGCUUACAUUACUGUUUGUUUUUCUAAAUAAAGACAUGUCAGAUUCUUCAGCUGGCAAUG